AACCGCCGCCGUCCUCUGUCAUAAUCCAAAAUGGCAGCCACCAUAAGAAGCCUGUUCCAGACCUCUGCGAGGUUUGCAGCUGGACGUCUGAACGUCGCAGCAGCAGCUCAACAUGGCGUCUCUGGAGCUGCACGGGCCCUCGCUGCUCCUUCACUGCAGAGAGCCUGUCUCUCCACCAGCUCUUCCAGAUGGACUCCUGCUGUCACUCAGCCGGCUCCUGCUUUUAAGGCCACAGCUGUUCUCAACGGGGAGUUUAAGGAAAUGAGCCUCGAGGAUUUCAAGGGCAAAUACCUGGUUCUCUUCUUCUAUCCACUGGAUUUCACCUUCGUUUGUCCAACGGAGAUCAUUUCCUUCAGCGACAAGGCCAACGAGUUCCACGACGUCAACUGUGAGGUGGUGGGCGUGUCCGUGGACUCCCACUUCACCCACUUGGCGUGGAUCAACACUCCACGCAAGACUGGAGGUUUGGGCCAAAUCCACAUCCCUCUGCUGUCCGACCUCAACAAGCAGGUGUCUAAAGACUAUGGAGUCCUGCUGGAGGGUCCGGGCAUCGCACUCAGGGGUUUGUUCAUCAUUGACCCACACGGUGUGGUGAGGCACAUGAGUGUCAACGACCUGCCGGUGGGCCGCUGUGUCCAAGAGACCCUUCGUCUGGUGAAGGCGUUCCAGUUCGUGGAGACGCACGGUGAAGUGUGUCCGGCCAGCUGGACCCCCGAGUCCCCAACAAUCAAACCAACACCAGAGGGAUCCAAGGAAUACUUUGAAAAAGUCAACUGACAAAGUUUGGAACAUUUUCAGCUACAACAUUAAAUGUUACAAAUGUAUGAAUAAAUUAAUGACUUUGUGAAGAUGUAUUUAGUCCUGUUCAGCUGAAUGCACUAAUAAAUAUAUUAUUUAUAGUU
Pleuronectes platessa (European plaice) is the source of this 902-nucleotide messenger RNA. It is a transcript of the gene prdx3, whose product is annotated as peroxiredoxin 3. Gene Ontology annotation, molecular function: thioredoxin peroxidase activity. Gene Ontology annotation, biological process: hydrogen peroxide catabolic process; response to oxidative stress; cellular response to stress. The coding region runs from base 31 to 777 and encodes 248 amino acids. The transcript is spliced from 7 exons. The record is from RefSeq and is a predicted model, not a curated record. Lineage: Eukaryota; Metazoa; Chordata; Actinopteri; Pleuronectiformes; Pleuronectidae. Gene Ontology annotation, cellular component: cytosol; mitochondrion.